Molecule: messenger RNA, 4092 nt
Organism: Equus quagga
Lineage: Eukaryota; Metazoa; Chordata; Mammalia; Perissodactyla; Equidae
Gene: SRC
Product: SRC proto-oncogene, non-receptor tyrosine kinase
Exons: 14
Coding region: 455-2059 (534 amino acids)
Biological process (GO): cell differentiation; epidermal growth factor receptor signaling pathway; protein phosphorylation
Cellular component (GO): extrinsic component of cytoplasmic side of plasma membrane
Molecular function (GO): growth factor receptor binding; non-membrane spanning protein tyrosine kinase activity; ATP binding
Source: RefSeq, a predicted model, not a curated record
GCGCGCUCCCUCCCAUCUCUUCCCCUCCCCGGGCCGUCGCCUCCUCCUCCUCCUCCUCCCUUUCUCUCCCGAUCUGUCUCUCCCGGCCCGGAAUCCAUUCCGGCCUGGGAGCCGGAGCGGCCAGGCCGCCGUCGCUGGACCCCCGGCCGUCCGGCGGGCCGCCCUCCCGUGCGUCUGGCUACCGGUGUGCCCGCCCGCCCGCCGGCCCAGAACACGGACGCUCAGAGAAGGGAAGCGACUUGCCCAGCUAUGAGAGAGCGAGCCAGGAGGUGAAACCAGAUGACGAUGCUGAGGCCCAGAGAGGGGAAGUGACUUGCCUAGGGUCACACAGUGGGGCGAGGUGGAGCAGGGCCUCUAGACCAAGACCCCUGACUCCACACCUGGUGUCUGUGCGGAGACCGCAGGCUGCUUCCCAGGCCCUCUGGGACAGCCCUGCCUCCCACCAGCCGGGACCAUGGGCAGCAACAAGAGCAAGCCCAAGGACGCCAGCCAGCGGCGCCGCAGCCUGGAGCCGGCCGAGAGCGCGCACGGGCCCGGCGCCUUCCCCGCCGCGCAGACCCCCAGCAAGCCGGCCUCGGCGGACGGCCACCGCGGCGCCCCCGCGCCCUUCGCCCCCGCGGCCGCCGAGCCCAAGCUCUUCGGGGGCUUCAACUCCUCGGACACGGUCACGUCCCCGCAGCGGGCCGGGCCGCUGGCCGGCGGAGUGACCACCUUUGUGGCUCUCUAUGACUAUGAGUCACGCACAGAGACUGACCUCUCCUUCAAGAAGGGGGAGCGGCUCCAGAUUGUCAACAACACAGAGGGAGACUGGUGGCUCGCCCACUCGCUCAGCACAGGACAGACGGGCUACAUACCCAGCAACUAUGUGGCGCCCUCCGACUCCAUCCAGGCCGAGGAGUGGUACUUUGGCAAGAUCACCAGACGGGAGUCAGAGCGGUUACUGCUCAACGUGGAGAACCCGAGAGGGACCUUCCUAGUGCGAGAAAGCGAGACCACAAAAGGCGCCUACUGCCUCUCCGUGUCCGACUUCGACAACGCCAAGGGCCUCAACGUGAAGCAUUACAAGAUCCGCAAGCUGGACAGCGGCGGCUUCUACAUCACCUCCCGCACCCAGUUCAACAGCCUGCAGCAGCUAGUAGCCUACUAUUCCAAACACGCUGACGGCCUGUGUCACCGCCUCACCACCGUGUGCCCCACGUCCAAGCCACAGACUCAGGGCCUGGCCAAGGACGCCUGGGAGAUCCCCCGGGAGUCGCUGCGGCUGGAGGUCAAGCUGGGCCAGGGCUGCUUCGGAGAGGUGUGGAUGGGGACCUGGAACGGCACCACCAGGGUGGCCAUCAAAACCCUCAAGCCGGGCACGAUGUCCCCAGAGGCCUUCCUGCAGGAGGCCCAGGUCAUGAAGAAGCUGCGGCACGAGAAGCUGGUGCAGCUGUACGCGGUGGUGUCGGAGGAGCCCAUCUAUAUCGUCACGGAGUACAUGAGCAAGGGGAGUUUGCUGGACUUUCUCAAGGGGGAGACGGGCAAGUACCUGCGGCUGCCUCAGCUGGUGGACAUGGCUGCUCAGAUCGCCUCCGGCAUGGCGUACGUGGAGCGAAUGAACUACGUGCACCGGGACCUCCGUGCUGCCAACAUCCUGGUCGGAGAGAACCUCGUGUGCAAGGUGGCCGACUUCGGGUUGGCUCGGCUCAUCGAGGACAAUGAGUACACGGCCCGGCAAGGUGCCAAAUUCCCCAUCAAGUGGACGGCUCCAGAAGCUGCCCUCUACGGCCGCUUCACCAUCAAGUCGGAUGUGUGGUCCUUUGGGAUCCUGCUGACAGAGCUCACGACAAAGGGACGGGUGCCCUACCCUGGGAUGGUCAACCGAGAGGUCCUGGACCAAGUGGAGCGGGGCUACCGCAUGCCCUGCCCACCCGAGUGUCCCGAGUCCCUGCACGACCUCAUGUGCCAGUGCUGGCGGAAGGAGCCGGAGGAGCGGCCCACCUUCGAGUACCUGCAGGCCUUCUUGGAGGACUACUUCACAUCCACUGAGCCCCAGUACCAGCCCGGGGAGAACCUAUAGGGAGCCGGCUGCAGGGCCAGACUGCUCUGGGCCAGGAUCCUGGGCCGGGCGGCCCCUGGCUGGGGUCUUGCCUCACUCUGCCUGCCCACCGUUGCUCCUCUCUGAGGGGCUGAGUUGCCAGGGACGAGGCCCCUCCCCCCUGUGUGGCGUGGAAGGGCCUGGGCCUGGGGCGGUCCCAAGGGCUGUGUUGGAGGCUGGCACAGUGACUUCGUGCCGGCUGCCGCUCCACCCACAGGCUCCUCCCUGUGCCCUCCUGGAGCCCCGUGCGUCUCGGCAGGAGAAAUUAGGACAAAGGGCUGGGCUAGGGCGCCCUUUUUCCAGCCUCACCCUACUCUGCGCAUCGGCUCCUUCCCUCUUCCACCCCAGGGCUGUCUCCAGAGCUGGCCGAAGAGCCUUUCCAAAGAGGAGUGAUGGGCCCCUGGCCUGCUGGCCAUCCUGCCCCUUGCCGUCCGUUUCUGAAACACCUUUUGGUGGAGGCUGCUGGGUCCAGACCCCUCUGCCGUGGCUCCCGGGCUGGGUAGCCUGAGGCCAGGCUUCACUUGAUGAUGGUGGGUGGGGUGGGCACCCCCGUCAAACCCUGCCCUUCUUAGAUCUGAGGGACCCUUAGAGAUCAUCAAUUCCUUGUCCCCCUAUGACCUACGGGGAAACUGAGUCCAGAGAGGGGCUGUGACUUGCUCAAGGCCACAGAGCAGUUCAGGGUUGAAGUGAGAUUGGAACCCGGUGCUCCCUCUGUCUUCCUCAGGAACCAACAAGAUUGUCCUUGGAGGCAUCGUGGACAGACUAGGGCAGCCCAAGGGACAAGGGGCCUGAGGGUGGAUCAGAGACAGCAGACGGCGUCAUGUGGCUACUGCCCACUAGGCGGGGCUGUCGUCAGGGGAGAGUGGAGGCGCGUGUGGGCUGAGCCAGGAUGAGGGGUGAAGGUGCAGGGGUCAGGAGGCAGGCUGCAGUCAGGACGCGUGUGGUUUUUGACCUUUAGAGCUAGCCAGCCAUGAAAGGGAGUGAGCUCCCAGGCUCUGGAGGCAAUCAAGCAAAAGUAGAAGAUCCAAGUGGUUGGAGACCCUAGCUCUGGCCUCAGGAAGGAACCCAGGUCCCCCUUCCCCCAGUUUGUCUUGUGUCCUUUCAGCGCCUGGCCCCUGCUCCUUCCCCAAGUUGGCACCCUUUAACUCAUGAGUAGGGCAAGGAGUGCCUAGGCUAGGGUGACAGAGGGUGAGCGUGUCCACUGCCGUGCACCAGGACUGGCUGUGUGACCUCGGGUGGCCCCUGCUUCCUCUCUGGGCUGCAGUAUCUGCCUCCAUUUGAGGCCAUGGCCUCUGCAGCGACUCCGCUCCUGUCCAGACCCUGUGGCCUGCCAUCGCGUGCUGAGCCCAGCCCUGGGCGUCGGGAGACUGUGUUCCGGCCCUGGUUCUGCUGUUCAGCCUUUGGGUAUGUGGUGGCUUCUCCCUGGGCCUCAGUGUGCCCGUCUUAAAAGGAGCGGCUGACAGUUUAUGGGCAUCUUGCCAAGGGCCCCUGUGUGUGUGUGUGUGCACGUGUGUGUUCCUCCAUGUGUGUCCAUAUUUAACAUGUAAAAAUGCCCCCUGCUCUGUCCCCCAGACACGUUGUACAUUUCACCACAGUCCCCCAUCAUAGCAAUAACAUCCCCGCUGCCAGGGGUUCUCGAGCCAGCCAGGCCCUGCCAGCGGGGAAGGAGGCCACGCGGUGCCUGCCCAUGACAUUUCCACUUUUCCUUUCAUGCGUGUUUAUGACCCAAGUCUUAGUCCGUCCCAGUCGAAUCUGGGCUCGCUCACCCCAGCGUGCUCUCAUAUCCCCUUCCAGCUGCCCAAGGCCCUUUGUAUAAGGUGUCCUGAUACUGUCCUUUUUUUUAAAACAGUGUUUUGUAGAUUUCAGAUGAUUAUGCAGAGGCCUCGGGGACCCCCGGCUCUGGGCAGGGCCUGGGGGUCCCACAUUCCAUGGCCCAGGCUCGGGAGGGAGGGGGGAUCCAGAAUUGGUUGUAAAUACUUUGCAUAUUGUCUGAUUAAACACAAGCAGACCUCGGA